This is a messenger RNA of Mya arenaria, 1282 nucleotides long. RefSeq names its product multiple epidermal growth factor-like domains protein 6. The transcript is spliced from 3 exons. The record is from RefSeq and is a predicted model, not a curated record. Bases 1 to 1167 code for a protein of 388 amino acids. Lineage: Eukaryota; Metazoa; Mollusca; Bivalvia; Myida; Myidae.
AUGUUUGGUUGUGUUGAUCGAUACGCUGGUGACAAUUGUACAACUCUCUGCGAGUCGACAUGCAAAACAUGUCUACAACAUGAUAAUCUAUACUGCCUGGCAUGCAACAAUGGAUACACUGGAACAACCUGCCAAUGUCCUCCUAACUGUAACUGUGCUAGUGGAUCUGAUAUAUGUGCAUCAUGUACGGUGGGAUACGCUAAUACUGAACACCAAUGUAAGUGUCAGUCUCAAUAUUGUCGUGGGGACAGUUGUAAUGAAUGCAUUGAUCAAACGUUUUAUGCUGAUAAUGAAGCGUGUUGUAAAUGUCCAGAUACUUGCAAAGGUGGUGUAUGCAAGAGUGGACCUGAGUGUAUAUCCGGUUGCAUUGAUGGCUUUUACGGUCUCGAUUGUUCUAUACGUUGUUCGUCCUUAAAUGCCAACUGUUCAAUAUGUAACAGGAGUGAUGGUAUGUGUCUUGAAUGUAAAAACGGACUUUACCCGCAUGGCAAUGGAAGUUGUAUAAGUUGCAAUAGUAAUUGUGAAAGCAAGCAGUGCAAUUCUAAAACAGGCAUAUGUACAAAUGGUUGUUUAGGAAAGUUUUGGGGGGAUAAGUGUGACAUGCAGUGCGAUUCAAAUUGUGAAACAUGUCAGCAAGAAUCCGGAAUAUGUGAUUCGUGUUAUAAACCAACUGUAUAUGGCUCGUAUUGCAAUGAAUCAUGCAGCUCAUCCUGCCUUGAAAACAAGUGCGACCAACGAUCUGGUCAUUGUUCCAUUGGAUGCGAAGGGGAUUUCUUUGGCUAUCUGUGUCAAACCAUGUGCCCUGAAAACUGCCAACAAAGUGGUACAGGAACGAAAUGCAAUUUUGAUGGAAACUGUAAAUUUGGCUGCGUGGAUGGCUAUGAAGGCGAUGCCUGCACAAAAUCUCAAGUUUGCACUGGUUCUUCAACAAUAAUUGCUCUCGCAGUUUUAUCGGGAGUUUUGGGCAUUUUGCUUAUUUGCACAGCUGCUGGUUGCUACCUGUGGAGCAGUCGACGGUCAAAACCAAAAGAACAAAUCUCGACGAUUGAGUUUGAUCAGCGUGACAUCGAUUUAACAUAUGAACAGCUACAAGGACAGUCAAACGAACAAACAUACAGAAAUGUUGACGACAAUUACACUGUGCUUUCGAAUGUUCAUAACAAUUAGAUUGCUCAUUCUUAUGCUAAAACUAGGAAAUAGGCAGUUCAUUUGUACAUAUUUUCCUCAGUGUUUGUUUGGAACGUUUGUUAAACAGAAAUAAAAAAGGGAAUGUCUAGCGCUA